UUGGUCAAAAAAAAAAAAAAAAAGGAGAUAGAAAGCACCCCAAAAAUCCACGCUUUACUUUAUUCUUGAAAAAAAGGCCUUGAAGAACACUGAAACAAAACGAGUUAAACUGUGUACAGUUAAAACACUCUGCCUCUAGAUCUCUGUCUCCCCCUUCUCUCCCUUUCAAACCAAACCAAAAAAAUUUCUGACAAACUGUAAAGAAACAUGAACCCGAUGCCCAUCUGCUCUUCAUCUUCCUCUUCUUCUUCUUCGUCGUCUUCUUCUUCAACAGCUAAAGCUUGGAUAGUUCACAGCAUUUUAGCCGGCACAGCAAUUGCUGCAGCCAUUGGUGUACGUGCUUAUCUGGGUCGUGCCAGGAAGUUCCGGACCCGGGUCGUGGGCAUUAUACCCGCCAGGUUUGCCUCUUCUCGGUUCGAAGGCAAGCCUUUGGUUCAUAUCCUUGGAAAACCCAUGAUCCAGAGAACUUGGGAAAGGUCAAAAUUGGCAACCACCUUGGAUCAUCUAGAUAGAAAGAUUGCAGAAUCAUGUGCGGAUUGUUCUGAUGUGAUAAUGACAUCAGAGUCUUCUCGAAAUGGCACUGAAAGAUGUUAUGAAGCACUUGAAAAGCUAGAGAAGAAGUAUGACAUUGUUGUGAAUAUUCAGGGGGAUGAACCUCUUAUUGAGCCUGAGAUAAUAGAUGGAAUUGUUAAAGCUCUGCAGGCAGCACCAGAUGCAGUGUUUAGCACUGCUGUCACCUCUUUGAAACCUGAAGAUGCUUUUGAUCCAAAUAGAGUGAAAUGUGUGGUAGAUAAUCGUGGCUAUGCUAUUUAUUUCUCUAGAGGACUGAUUCCAUUUAACAAAUCAGCGAAAGUCAAUCCACAGUUUCCAUACUUGCUUCAUCUUGGAAUUCAGAGCUAUGAUUCAGAGUUUCUAAAAAUAUAUCCAAAGCUUCAGCCUACUCCACUGCAACUUGAAGAAGAUCUAGAACAGCUUAAAGUCCUUGAGAAUGGCUAUAAGAUGAAGGUCAUAAAGGUUGAUCACGAGGCUCAUGGAGUUGACACACUUGCAGAUGUGGAGAAGAUCGAAUCUCUAAUGCGCGAGAGAAACUUGUCUUAGUUCAAAGAGAACUCAAAUCAGACAUUUAUAAUUGAAUCUCUUAUGGAAUAGGUUAUAUCAUUAUAUGUUUUUUUACUUACAUUAUUUAGGAAAGAAUUACUUACAUUAUUUAGGAAAGAAAGGAAGAAUGACCACCAUAAAAUUCCUUGUAGCACUCUUUGUUGGUGAAGAUAUGAUAGACCUGUCACUUAAUCUU
This is a messenger RNA of Durio zibethinus, 1294 nucleotides long. The record is from RefSeq and is a predicted model, not a curated record. NCBI's taxonomy places the organism in Eukaryota, Viridiplantae, Streptophyta, Magnoliopsida, Malvales, Malvaceae.